UAGCCAGCCAGCCAGCACCUCGAACAGGUUUCAUGCUCGUCGAACGAAAACAGAAAGGUGCUCAAUUCAGUGCAGUGUGGAGGUAUUCGCGUGUUGACGUAUCGCGGAAAUUGUAAAAAUUUAUUUGACAAACUUUUCAAUGCCCCUGCAUGCAGUGUAGUAGGCACAAUAAUUGAAAAGGCAAAGUAGUGUAGACUCAAGCAGACAAAAAAGCAUAAUAUUUAUAUAGAAAUAAAAAGACUUUGGUACCGCAACGACGUCUCGUCUUGUGACUCAACGUGAAAAAAACAAUUGUAUUGUUUUUAUAAAAACGUGAAAUAACGCGUGUAAUGCCGGAAACUGAAAGUGAACUUAAUGAAAAAAAUUGAAAAUUUGUGUUUUUGAAAAAUACAAAAAAUAUAAAUUUUUUAAAGUGAAAUUGUGCGUGAGCAGCCGCCUAAGUCUUACUUGGAUACUUGUGUUGAUUGACUAAAUAAUUUUUGGUGAUUUUCAAUAAUCAGAAUUCGCACAAAAACGCAUAAGCAUUACGGCACUCAAAGACGACGGGCGAAAGACGGAGAAUAAAAAGGCAGCGCAGAGCGUAGUGCAGUGAAGGUGACGCGCGGAAGAGCAUAGUUAAAGCGAAGUGCUACCUGUGCAAGUAACGGUGCAAAAGAAACAGUGUUUGGGAAAAUUAAAAAUUUGCGAAAAUAGCGACAAAAAUUUGCUAAGAUAGCGUACAAGAAAGUGGCUUGCUUAGAAAGCGCUGCCAAAAUCCAUAUAAAUAAGACAAGCGCAGGCAUAGGCUUAUGAAAAAGAUAACUAUUAAAACAAAAAUUAAAAAUUUGUAAAAAAAAUUAGUGACAAGCGUGUUUCAAGUGACGCAGCAUAAGCGCAGCGUAAUAGCAAAUAAACUACAACAACACAAACAGUCAUAACACAAACACAGGCAGACACAGCAGCAGCGCAAAAAAAUAUAUAAAAAAAUACCAAUUUUUCUGACGCACAAAAAAUGGUUUCAAAACAGUGCAAAUCAAACGCCAACAACAUACUAAUUUACCACAAAGUGUAAUAAAAGUGUGCGCUUAACUGGCAAACAAUAUUAGACAAAAAAUUUAAGAAAAAAUCGAAGGCGCAAAGCCAAACGCAACAUUUAGCGCACGAAACGCUAAGCAAACAAACUAAUUUACGCCAGCAAGACAAGCGUUAGCAACGCCACAAUAAUUAUAAUAAUAAUUACAACAAACCACAUAACACACACAACAACUACAACGCCGCCGUGUACGCUAUACCGCCACAACAACAACAACCACCACACAACAUGUUGACCAUGGAAUCGGAUAUGAAAGGCGGCAUCUUGCAUGCCACCAUGCCGCCGCAUCAUGCGUCCGCCGCUUUGCAUGGCCAUGCCGCGUCGCCGUAUAGCGCGCUCGGACCGCUCAUGAAUCUGGGACAAUCGCACUUGACACAAUCGCAUUUGAGUCAGCAUCAUCAUCAUCAUAUGGCCACGCAUUUGGCCAGCAGCGGUGGACAGCAACAAAGCGCGCUACUGGGCAAUGGUGGCGGUGGUGGUGGUGGACUCUCCAGCAAUCCGCUAAGUUCAUUGCAGACCAGCAUGGCAAAUACGCUGAAUGGCAGCGCUAGUCUGCAACAGCAACAGCAGCAACAACAACAGCAGCAACACGGUUCACCAUUACACAGCGCUAGCGACUUGAGUCCCACACAAUCGAGCAUCGGCAGUCAUCAUAUGACAUCGCCGGGCGGUCAACAGCAACAACAGCAGCAACAGCAACAUCAUGGCGUGCAUCACCAUAGCGGUAUGGGUGGUGGCGCCUCUAUUGGCGGUCAAAAUGCGAAUGUACCCACGGUUAUUGGCGGCGGCAAUCACAAUGUGAAUAACAAUAACGCGUCGACCACGAAUAAGAAUCAAGCGAAUGCGGAGCGCGUGAAGCGCCCCAUGAAUGCGUUUAUGGUGUGGUCACGCGGACAGCGCCGCAAAAUGGCCUCCGACAAUCCGAAAAUGCACAACUCAGAGAUUUCGAAACGUUUGGGCGCACAGUGGAAGGACCUCUCCGAGGCCGAGAAGCGUCCAUUCAUCGACGAAGCGAAACGUUUGCGCGCGGUGCAUAUGAAGGAGCAUCCUGAUUACAAGUAUCGGCCACGACGCAAGACAAAGACGCUAACCAAAUCGAAGGAGAAGUAUCCAAUGGGUGUCGGCUCAUUGCUGCAGCCAAACGAACCGAAUGCGCCUAAUGCGGCGCGCAAUACAAGCGCCAGCUCGAUGGCGGCCGCACAACAGGCCGCCGCCGUCAAUCGGGAUAUGUAUCAGAUGAGCGCCCCCAACGGUUAUAUGCCGAACGGUUAUAUGAUGCAUGAUCCUUCAGCCGCCGCAUACCAAAGUCAGCACAGCGCCUAUAUGGGCAACUAUCAUCGCUAUGAUAUGGGACAAAUGCAUCAGGCGGCCGCUGCUGCGGGCUCACUCAACUACAUGAAUCCGGCGGCGAGUGGCGGUUACGGCAUGUACGGCACUGUGUCGGGUGGACAAACCUCACCGUAUGCCAGCAUACAACAGCCCGGUUCACCCUAUAGCAAUGUACAACAACAGCCUGGCUCGCCGUAUGGCCUCACAGGCGGUCAACCGGGUUCCCAAGUCUCCUGCCAAAGUCAUAGCCCGAGCGAUUCGAGCAUCAAAUCCGAACCGGUCUCGCCCAGCCCGCUACACAGUCAAGCGCAACAAAAUUCCGCCGCUGUGCUCGCCGCCAACAACAAUAACAAUCAUAUAAUGAAACGUGAAUAUGGCGCGACGCAGCAAACGACCGAUUUGAAUCAUUUGAUGAAUAUGUAUCAUUUACCCGAUGGCAUGCAGGCAUCAGCCGCCGCAGCCGCUGCCGCUGCGGAACAUCAACGCAAUCUGAUGCAUUAUCAGAAUAGUUCGCCGGACUUGCAGCAACAGCAUGCGCAACAUCAGCAAUCGAUGCGCGCGAUGGCGCCACUCGCUCACAUGUGA
Messenger RNA from Bactrocera neohumeralis, 2986 nucleotides. Its product is annotated as transcription factor SOX-3-like. The transcript has a single exon. Bases 1301 to 2986 code for a protein of 561 amino acids. The record is from RefSeq and is a predicted model, not a curated record. Lineage: Eukaryota; Metazoa; Arthropoda; Insecta; Diptera; Tephritidae. Gene Ontology annotation, biological process: regulation of DNA-templated transcription; cell differentiation; anatomical structure morphogenesis. Gene Ontology annotation, molecular function: RNA polymerase II cis-regulatory region sequence-specific DNA binding; DNA-binding transcription factor activity, RNA polymerase II-specific.